Molecule: messenger RNA, 1260 nt
Organism: Aureobasidium vineae
Lineage: Eukaryota; Fungi; Ascomycota; Dothideomycetes; Dothideales; Saccotheciaceae
Source: the annotation of a GenBank genome assembly
AUGGCGCAAGUGCGCAAGUAUGCCGCGCUGCCCGACCUGGUAAACAAGACCCCACAUAGCAGACCAAGAGCAUUGAGGCUAACAAUCAAAACAAGGNACGAAUCGCCAGACACAUACGAGACGCCAGACCUAACAGACGACGCAUCCACGUUACCGACCUCAACAGCAUGGUCAGAGACAUCCGACACGGAAGCAAACCCCAGCAUCAGCCGAACCAAGCUCCAACCCGACGAGGCGCGAUCCCAGUUCCAAUCUUCGCGCGUCGACGCACGCGAAACCGAUUUCUCGGAUCGAGUGAGCAGCAAGAGAAGGGCAUAUGUGGUGAGCAACAGGGAGCAAGACCAAGAUGGUGAAGAUUACGACAGCGAAGAUGAGAAUGAGAGCUUGCAGAGGAAGCUGGCGAGGCUGAACAGGGAGAUGCAGGAGGUGCAGAAUGAGUUGGACAAGAGGAAGAGCGAGUCAAGUAGGACUCAGGCGCUCUCGGAGGACGAGGACAUGGCCGCUCAGUUAGCUCAACUGAGUACAGCGCUGGACGGCAUGCGCCAAUCGCAAUCCGCACAAGCCCGUCUGAGCAAACAACUGGCAACCUCGACACCAGCAAAGGCAGGUGCUGUGACAGUGCCAGAAUCAACCCGUCCCGAAGAGGCCACAAAAGAUACUGCCGACACACAAGCACUGAACAAGGUCGCCGACUUCGAUGCCCGCCUCGCACUCCUCGAACGCCAACUCGGCAUCACAUCCCUCGAUACUCCCGAAGCCUCCUUGACCACAACUUCAACCUUUACACCCAUCCUACCCACACUCUCGCUACUAGACCGCCAACUAGCCCUCCUCACCUCUUCCUCUUCCCAAUCCCACAUCGACACCCUAGCCCAUAAACUCCAAGAGCAACAAACAUCUCCCACAAAGCCAACCACGGACGCCAACCACGACUCCCAAUCUCCAGAAGAUAUGGCAAAACUACGCGCUCUCUACGCUCUCCUACCGACCCUGACAUCUCUGAGUCCCACACUACCUCCCCUCCUCACCCGUCUAAGGUCUCUACGAACUUUACACGCCAACGCCGUCACAGCGAGCCAAACGCUCGACGAUGUGGAACAAAGACAGGACGAAGCAGACAAGGAAAUCCGCGAAUGGCGCGACGGCCUCAAANAAGUAGAGGAAGCUGUUGCUAGAGCAGAAAGCGGUAUGCUUGAAAACAGUGCUGCUGUCGAAACUUGGGUCAAAGAGCUAGAGGAGAGAGUCAAGACGCUUGGGUAG